AUGGGUGCCAGAGCAACGUCAUCUCAGCUGCUCUGCGUCGCCGGGCCCAACCACCACCACCACCGACGAGCAACAAGUUGCGGCCAACCCAGCCACCUGGCCGUGGCCUCCCAGGCUUCCGGCGAGGAGAUUGAGGCGUUCCAAGCUGAACGAGAGAGGCCCGCCAAGGCGGGCAACAAGGAGGACGAGGAGGUGGAGGGCGAGGACGAGGAGGCGACGACCAAGAGGACGACGAUGACGACCACCGCACCGCCGCCGCCGCACCGCAACGCCGCCGCCGCCACCAACACUACCAACCCGCCCCCGCCGGCCGAAUCGCAGUCCCGGGGCCCGACUCCCGCGCCUCCGGCUCCCCCGGCCCCCGGCUCCCGGGAGGCCUCGCCUCAAAACACCCCCCGGGCCGCCUCUCCCACGCCGUCCUUCGUCACUUCCCCGGACGGCCCACGCCGGCCUCUGGACGCCGCCUCGCCCUCCAUCCUCCGCUCCCUGCCCCGAGCCGCCAGCCUCCUGAGUGGACAAAGGACACCUCAACACCAGUCUACUGACCGCUGCAAGUGGCCACGGACCUAG
Molecule: messenger RNA, 570 nt
Organism: Lasiosphaeria miniovina
Lineage: Eukaryota; Fungi; Ascomycota; Sordariomycetes; Sordariales; Lasiosphaeriaceae
Exons: 5
Coding region: 1-570 (189 amino acids)
Source: RefSeq, a predicted model, not a curated record